AUUAAAUUUCUUAAAAAAAUAAAAAAAACAUUUUGAAAAAUGGAUACUUAAACAAAAUACGUAGCAGAAUUCAAAUUAGUAUUAGUAGGUGACGGUGGUGUUGGUAAAACAACUUUUGUAAAAAGACAUUAAACAGGAGAAUUCGAAAAAAGAUACGUCGCAACAUAAGGAGUAAAUGUUUCUAAUUUAAUUUUGAACACAAACCACGGACCUAUUAAAUUCAACUUAUGGGAUACUGCUGGAUAAGAAAAGUUAGGAGGAUUACGUGAAGGAUAUUAUAUUGGUGCUCACGCUGCUAUUAUAAUGUUUGAUGUAACAUCAAGAAUUACCUAUAAAAAUGUUCCUAAAUGGCACAAAGAUUUGACCAGAAUUUGUGAAAACAUCCCUAUUGUAUUAGUAGGAAAUAAGGUUGAUUCUAAAGACAGAAAAGUCAAAGCUAGACAAAUCACUUUCCAUAGAAGAAGAUCCCUUUAAUAUUAUGAUGUUUCUGCUAAAUCUAACUAUUAAUAUGAAAAACCCUUCUUAUGGAUCCUUAGAAAAUUAAUCGGAGAUCCUAACCUUGUUUUAGUUGAAGGUAUUGCUUUACCACCUCCUGAAAUUAUUAUGGACUAAGCUCAUAUUGAAUAAAUGUAGAAAGAAUUUAGAAGAAGUUGAAAAUGCUUAACUUCCUGAUGAAGAAGAUGACUAAUUUAAAUGAAAAAUUAUUUUUUAAAUAUAGUUUCAUAUAUAUAUAUAUUAUUUUUAAUUUGAAAGUUUUAUAUAUAAAGAUUUAUUUUUUUAUUGAA
Messenger RNA from Ichthyophthirius multifiliis, 785 nucleotides. Its product is annotated as ras oncogene family protein, putative. Gene Ontology annotation, biological process: ribosomal subunit export from nucleus; protein import into nucleus. The transcript has 3 exons. Gene Ontology annotation, cellular component: nucleus; cytoplasm. The record is from RefSeq and is a predicted model, not a curated record. Gene Ontology annotation, molecular function: GTPase activity; GTP binding. NCBI's taxonomy places the organism in Eukaryota, Ciliophora, Oligohymenophorea, Hymenostomatida.